This is a messenger RNA of Auanema sp. JU1783, 1131 nucleotides long. The record is from the annotation of a GenBank genome assembly. Lineage: Eukaryota; Metazoa; Nematoda; Chromadorea; Rhabditida; Rhabditidae.
AUGGUGUUUUCAUUUUCUUAUGUGUUCGAUAGUUCAUUCAUAGACUACCGAUCAUCUCCCACAUACGAGUAUGAGAACAUCGGCUGGUUUCUGGAGGUUGAAUCGGAGAAAGAUAAUAUAUGUUUCAUUUUGUACGGUGCCCCGAACAACCGAAUCAUUCGUCCCUUCCUUCAUUGGGAAAUUUUGGCAGAUGUCACCUGCAAAGUAGCAAAUGAUAGAACUUUUCAAUUCAAGGACGUUUUACUGUUAAAUAAUCAAACUGACGAGCAUCUUAUCGGAAAAUGUCUUUACAAGGCAACUAAGGAAACACUUCCGAAAGAGUCUUUGAAGGUUUAUGGAGGGAUCGUGUUUGAAGUCCAUAUUUUCAAUAUCAGAGUGGAAGGCUUACGUAAGUUCGAGAAAAUAGACUACAGUAGCCCGUUCAAUGAUUCUGAUAUCACAAUAUCAAUUAAUGACAAGAUUUAUUACGCGCAUACUGUUACGCUUAAGCUCAGGGAUCAAAUUGUUUUAUUUUUCUUCCCAUUCGUGACAUUCUCAAUUCCUCCGUCUAACAUAACCCUAAACGAUGAAAUCCCUGUAGAUGAGUUUCUCGAACUACUGCAUCACUUAUAUUUUCCAACCGAGAUAAUCGACGAUGACAACUUGAGGAUUCUACUACAUUGGGCGGAAGAGUUCGAAGUGACUCCUGUACUGACCAAAUGUGAAAAGAUCAUGAGAGAGACCUUGUGCAAUUCUGAAUCGCAAGUUGAGGUGAAUAAGAUUAUUGAAUACUUACUCCUAUCUUGGAAGUACAACAUCCAUUCGCUUCAAGCAUUUCCUGUCUAUACUGUGUUUGAUAACGAAUGUGAACACUUCGUCUUGAACUAUGUGAUGAGUAGUCUACAUUAUCAGGAAAUGGACACUGUCAGAAGACUGAAGUUGCUGGAGCUUGUUCUAGAGUCUCUGCUAUAUCAUCAUCAUGCAAAUAAAAAAGUAUCAAAAAAAAAUGAACCUCCAGCUCGAAUCGUAAAUGCCAAAAAUGAUGCUUCAUUUGGAUUCGGAGGGUUCAACAAUCAUGCUCCAUUUGGAUUCGGAGGGUUCAACAAUUAUGCUCCAUUUGGAGGUUUCAGGAAUUAUUCUGAUGGAUAUUAG